Messenger RNA from Hipposideros armiger (great roundleaf bat), 1108 nucleotides. RefSeq lists its product as uncharacterized. The transcript has 3 exons. NCBI's taxonomy places the organism in Eukaryota, Metazoa, Chordata, Mammalia, Chiroptera, Hipposideridae. The record is from RefSeq and is a predicted model, not a curated record. Bases 20 to 1108 code for a protein of 362 amino acids.
UCGCGGGAGGCAGGGCCGGAUGCAGGGCGGGGUUAGCGUUGUUUUUCCGUGCGGGCGGCGGGUCCCGCUCCAGGUGGCGCCGCGGGCGGUGUCGGGGGUCCGGUCCCCGCGGGGGUCCCGACCUCCGCCUUGCGGGACCGAACGCAGUCUCAGGGCGCCCCCACCCCCCCCUCAGGACUGUUCGACAUAUCGGCUGGCUCCGAUAGCUCGGUCGCAGCCCUUUCGUAGUGCCAGGCAGGCGGGGAAGAUAUUUGGAAUAAAGCCACGGCAGCGGCGCCCCCACAGCCCCUGGCGUCUCCCCGGGCAGCUUCAGGGCUCCGGCUCUCCUCCUCCGAAGCGCCCCCCGCGCCUGGAAGUCCAGAGGAAGAUCGUUGGUUGGUUCUUUGGGGUCGCUGUGAUUGUGACCCUGAAAUCACUGACAUGGGAUCGUGGCGUGUGUUUCCUGGGCCAAGUGUUACCCGCGACCGAGCGCAGCCCACGUCGGACCGCAGCGUUACUCCGGCUUCCCGUAGAAAACGGGACAACGGCAAAGCCACCGCGUAUGUUAGUGUUUCUUUUCCGGGAAAAGCAAGUGCGGACGGGCCCGGCCGCCUGCCGACCUCAGCCUGCUGCCGCCACACGGAGUCCCGUUUCCGUCGUGUCCUCGGGAGCAGCGAGGGAGGGGACAGACCGCUGGCUUUGGGUUGGGGGGACGGGCGGCGGGGGGGGGAGCUCGGGCUGGAGGAAAAGCUGCCGCCCGCGUCCUUGUCCCGCCUCCGGCGUCGGCCGGGACGCGCACGGGCCCGGCGCGGGGCCCGUGCCGGCGGACGUGCGGCUCCCGGAAGCUUCUGACUCGCGGCUGGACGAGAACACAGCCGCCGACGCCCCGAAGCCCGAGCAGGUCCCACGGCUGAGGCGGAUCCUCGCGGAGCAGAAACCGGUUCCCCUCCGGCGUGGAGCGGCGCCCGGGACGCGGCACGUCUCCCGUCGCCUCGGCUCGAGGGCCGCGCAGCAGGGCCGCCCGUGUCCUUUCCCGCCAGGCCCGGCUUUGAGGACACGCGCCGGGCUCCGCAGGACGGGUGGGGACACGCUCCCAGGACCAGCUCUGACCAGCUCCCGUGCUGAAUAA